AUGUGGAGGUGCUUAUGAGUAAAAAUGAGGCAAGGGCAGCUGCUGAGCCCAGCGUCCGGCUGUUUCGAGCAGCACUCCUGUUUUUUUUUUCCUCUGGAACCUUCCAGAACACCCUCCCUGCUGGCUUCUAGUCACUCAGCAUCUGGGGGAGACAGCCUCUUCCAGCUGCACAAAGCUAACUCAGCCUAACCCCAGAGCUGCCUUGUUCUGGAAAGUUGCAGAAGAAUCCCUCCUGGCUGGUCCUGUGGUGUUGGUGACAGCAUGGAGGAUGGCAGGCUGUUCCAGGGGGAUGGCAGCUACUGGGAAGAUUUCCACAGCUGCACGGUCACGGCCCUCACGGAUUGCCAGGAAGGGGCGAAAGAUAUGUGGGAUAAACUGAGACGAGAAUCCAGAAAACUCAACAUCCAAGGCAGCUUAUUCGAACUCUGCGGCAGCGGCAACCGGGCGCCCGGAGCGGUGCUGCCCUCGCUGCAGGUGCUGCUGGCCUCGCUGUCCGCAGCCCUCGCGUCCUGGCUGGCCCUCUGA
Condylura cristata (star-nosed mole) is the source of this 525-nucleotide messenger RNA. RefSeq names its product neuritin 1 (gene NRN1). Lineage: Eukaryota; Metazoa; Chordata; Mammalia; Eulipotyphla; Talpidae. The record is from RefSeq and is a predicted model, not a curated record. Gene Ontology annotation, cellular component: plasma membrane. Gene Ontology annotation, biological process: neuron projection extension; nervous system development.